Molecule: messenger RNA, 1991 nt
Organism: Xenopus tropicalis (tropical clawed frog)
Lineage: Eukaryota; Metazoa; Chordata; Amphibia; Anura; Pipidae
Gene: prkaa1
Product: protein kinase, AMP-activated, alpha 1 catalytic subunit
Exons: 9
Coding region: 25-1680 (551 amino acids)
Biological process (GO): positive regulation of catabolic process
Cellular component (GO): cytoplasm; late endosome; nucleus
Molecular function (GO): protein kinase activity; protein serine kinase activity; tau-protein kinase activity
Source: RefSeq, marked provisional
CGCAGGCUCAGUUCGCUCAUGAAGAUGGCGGCGGAUAAACAGAAGCAUCAUGACGGGAGGGUGAAGAUCGGUCACUAUAUACUGGGCGACACGCUCGGGGUGGGCACGUUUGGCAAAGUGAAAGUUGGCAAGCAUGAGCUUACAGGGCACAAGGUCGCCGUGAAGAUUUUAAACCGGCAGAAGAUCCGCAGCCUUGACGUGGUUGGGAAAAUUCGCCGUGAGAUCCAGAAUCUGAAGCUCUUCAGACAUCCUCAUAUCAUUAAGCUGUACCAGGUCAUCAGCACACCAACAGAUAUCUUUAUGGUUAUGGAAUAUGUUUCUGGCGGGGAACUAUUUGAUUAUAUAUGUAAGAAUGGGAAGUUGGAUGAAAAAGAAUCCCGGCGCUUAUUCCAGCAAAUUCUUUCCGGGGUUGAUUAUUGCCAUAGACAUAUGGUCGUACACCGAGACUUGAAGCCUGAGAAUGUUCUUCUUGAUGCCCACAUGAAUGCGAAGAUUGCGGAUUUUGGGCUCUCUAACAUGAUGGCUGAUGGUGAAUUCCUACGAACCAGCUGCGGUUCCCCUAAUUACGCUGCUCCGGAAGUUAUCUCAGGAAGGCUUUAUGCUGGCCCAGAGGUGGACAUAUGGAGCUGCGGGGUCAUCCUGUAUGCGUUACUCUGUGGAACUCUCCCUUUUGAUGAUGAUCAUGUGCCAACACUUUUUAAGAAGAUAUGUGAUGGCAUCUUCUACACACCCCAGUACCUGAACCCUCCCGUCAUUAGCCUUCUAAAGCACAUGCUGCUGGUGGAUCCCAUGAAAAGGGCAACCAUCAAAGAUAUUCGGGAACAUGAAUGGUUCAAGCUAGAUCUUCCUAAAUAUCUGUUUCCCGAGGAUCCAUCGUACAGUUCCAAUAUGAUAGACGACGAAGCCUUAAAAGAAGUGUGUGAGAAGUGCGAGUGCUUGGAGGAGGAAGUGCUGAGCUGCUUGUACAGUCGCAACCACCAGGACCCGUUGGCAGUCGCCUACCAUCUGAUCAUAGAUAAUCGCCGCAUAAUGAAUGAGGCCAAAGACUUCUAUUUGGCUACCAGCCCUCCGGAUUCCUUUAUGGAAGAGCCUCAAGUUGCUCGGCCUCACCCAGAGAGAGUUCCCUUUUUAGUGGCCGAGUCACCCCGGCAACGACACACUCUCGAUGAGUUAAACCCACAAAAGACCAAACACCAGGUUGGUGUGAGAAGAGCCAAAUGGCAUUUAGGCAUUCGAAGUCAGAGCCGCCCAAACGAUAUCAUGGCAGAGGUUUGCCGAGCAAUGAAACAGCUGGGCUAUGAGUGGAAGGUUGUAAAUCCAUACUACCUGCGCGUAAGAAGGAAGAAUCCCGUUACUAGCAUGUACACUAAGAUGAGCCUCCAGCUGUACCAAGUGGAUAGCAGAACUUACCUGCUGGAUUUCCGCAGCAUUGACGAUGAAGUAACUGAGGCCAAGUCGGAAAGCGCCACCCCUAGGCGAUCAGGCUCCAUUAGCAAUUAUCGACCUCCAAAAAAUGACUCGGAUCCUGAAAUUCAAGCGAAGUCUUCAGACGGCUCAGGGCCUUCAUCUUUAACCUCAUCAGUGGACUCUUCCAAUGCCGACCUAGUCCCCAGGCCAGGAAGCCAUACCAUAGAAUUUUUUGAAAUGUGUGCAAAUUUAAUAAAAAUCCUUGCACGAUAGGCCUCCGGCAACAUAAGCGAAUCCAUAUCGAGCAAUAAGCAUGCAGUGAUCUGUAGCCAAAUGCUUCCAGUCUCAAUCCAGUUAUGACCGACCAACAGCUGAAAGCUCUUGUCACAAUGCAAUUUGCACAUACGAUUCCAAGACUAUGUUAGACCUCAAUCCGUAGUGUGAUCAUUAUUUUUAAUAGUUCCUUGUCAACGCAUAUAAAUUGUAUAUAUUUUUCAGGUUGACAAAAGUUUUAAUUGCACAUUUUAUCGAGCACUGGGCUACUUUGCAUAUUCCCAAGAUAAACCUCAACAUCUUGUCUUAAA